Carcharodon carcharias (great white shark) is the source of this 11675-nucleotide messenger RNA. It is a transcript of the gene nid2a, whose product is annotated as nidogen 2a (osteonidogen). The coding region runs from base 58 to 8367 and encodes 2769 amino acids. Gene Ontology annotation, biological process: cell-matrix adhesion. Gene Ontology annotation, molecular function: calcium ion binding. Gene Ontology annotation, cellular component: basement membrane. The transcript is spliced from 38 exons. The record is from RefSeq and is a predicted model, not a curated record. Lineage: Eukaryota; Metazoa; Chordata; Chondrichthyes; Lamniformes; Lamnidae.
CGCUUCUCCUCCUUUCCUUCCCCUAUCCACUUUGGAGCACAUCUGCUCGCUUCCAGAAUGCAGGGAAAGGGCUUCGCUUUCCUUUUAAAACUCCACUGGAUUCUCAACUUGGUUUCUGCAAUCCAGAGAGAGGAGCUUUUCCCGUUUGGUCCACACACACAGGACAUUACCCUGCAACAAGGCGAUGAUGAAACUUCUCAAGUUGUAACACUCAAAAGGCCACUUGUUUUUUAUGAUACACAGUUCAGUAAUCUUUACGUAGGAACGAAUGGGAUCAUCUCCACUCAGGAUUUCCCCCGAGAGACCCAAUAUGUGGAUGACGGAUUCCCCACUGACUUCCCGGUGAUAGCGCCUUACUUGUCAGAUAUCGACACAAGUAAUGGCCGAGGGCGGAUUUAUUACAGAGAAGACGAUUCCUCUGACGUCCUUGACCGCGCAGGCCAAGAGAUCAGGAGAGGCUUUCCUCAAAGUUCAUUCACCCCGACCAACGCUUUCAUCGCCACCUGGGAGAACGUGGCGCCUUAUGAGGAAAUAACGCGCUCGGUUGCCUCCUCUGGCCGGUUCAACACCUUUCAAGCACUAUUGGCUUUUGAUGAGUCAAACACCUAUGCAAUUUUUCUGUACCCAGAAGAUGGCUUGCAGUUCUUUGGGACCCGUCCUAAGGAGUCCUACAAUGUUCAGAUAGAGCUGCCUGCUCGGGUGGGCUUCAGCAGAGGAGAAACUGGGUUCCUGCUGUGGAAAAGUGAGGGCCCUCAUUACAGUAUUACCAGCAAUGAGCAAACUGUGAAAAAUCUAUAUCAGAUGGGCAAUUCAGGAAUCCGAGGAGUUUGGGUUUUUCAUAUUGGUGCAACUUCCUCUUUCAACAAUGUAGUGCAAGCAAAAAUUGGAAGGGCACCAUCAGAAGGGGAUUCUAUUGUAACACUGGACAGUACUUUAAGUGGUCCAGUUGUGCCUGAUACAUUGGAAUCUGAAUACACUGAGGCUGAAGAUUACAAACAAUAUUAUGAAGAUGAUAAUGAAGAAGAGUUGGACUACAUACCCUCUGUAUCCACAGAACCUGAGGACAGUGUUGAUGGUAUUCCAGAUGACCCACCAUAUCCAGAUGUAGGCAUUAUCCCAUCCUAUCCUGAAGGCUAUCCAGAGGCAGGCAUUGUGUCAUCAUACCCUGAGUCUUGGGCUUUGCCAUCAUAUCUUAAGAGGCAUCCUGAGGAUGAGACUGGGCCAAGGCACACUGAUGAAUACUCAGAAGUUGAACCUUUGCCUAGAAAUCCAUUAUCAGUUACACAUGAUAGACAUGUUGUCAGUGUGGAAGAAGAUGAGGAAUUAGGUACUGGUGUUUUCACUUACAGUACAGAUACAAAAGAAACCUGUGAGAGAAACCAGGGGCAAUGUUCCCAGCAUGCUUCUUGUACAGAUUACUCAAGUGGAUUCUGCUGCCAUUGCCAUUCUGGUUACUAUGGCAAUGGAAGAGAAUGCCUACCAGAAGGUGUUACACAGCGUGUGAAUGGAAAAGUAAAUGGGAAGUUAAUGGUUGGAACGAGUCGAAUGCCUGUGGAGUUUCGGAAUGCUGACCUGCAUGCAUAUGUAGUUGUAAAUGAUGGGAGAGCCUUUACAGCUAUUAGUCAAAUUCCUGAGGAAGUAGGUUGGGCAAUGCAAUCACUUUCUAUAAUUGGAGAUCUUUUUGGAUGGUUGUUUGCUGUAGAGCAACCAGGCUUCAAAAAUGGUUUCAGCAUUGCAGGUGCUAAAUUUAUUCGCAAUGUCGAUAUCACCUUCUAUCCAGGCAAUGAGAAGUUAAAUAUAAUGCAAAUAGCUCAAGGACUUGAUACGCAGAAUUAUCUCAGUGUUGUUACUGAGAUUGAGGGUGAGUUGCCUAAUAUUGCACAAGGUGCUACAGUCCAGAUCCAGCCAUACGAUGAACUCUACCACCGCUCCAGUUCUGCAAUGACUUCUACAGCCUACAGGGAAUAUUCUGUUAAAUCCAGGAAUGGUGAGACACAGACACUUCGAUAUCAGUUGAGACAGAAUAUUACUUACUAUGACUGUGAACAUGCACCACGGACCAUUCCAGCCACUCAACAACUUAACGCUAACCGUAUUUUUGUGCUAUAUGAUCAAAGUGAGCAAGUGGUUAGAUAUGCAAUGAUCAACCAGAUUGGACCAGCCAGAGUUAACUCUGGGCCUGAUACUGUAAAUCCAUGUCAGGAUGGAAGGCAUACUUGUGAUGCAAGAGCACAGUGUUUCCCAAUAAAUGAACAUGAACACAUCUGCAAAUGUGCACCCGGCUACCAGGGAGACGGCAAAGUUUGCACAGAUAUUGAUGAGUGUGCUGAUAUAAGUUCCCAUGAAUGUGGAGAACAUACUGACUGUAUCAAUGUUCCUGGAUCCUAUGGGUGUGAGUGCCAGCGUGGUUAUGAAAUUCUAGAGAAUGGAAAUAUAUGUGUUCGUAUUGAUAAAUGUACUGAAGGUUUAUGUCACCCACAUGCGACUUGUUACAAUAUCCCUGGCUCAUUUGUCUGUCGGUGUAACCCUGGUUAUGAAGGAGAUGGUGUCCAUUGUAGGUCGAUACAGCCUGAACUUACAGGACAGCCAAAGACUGCUUGCGAGGAGCAGCGAGAUAAAGUGGAAGCAGCGUUCAGCCCCCGUGGGAAUCGACCACACUUUGGAAUGCAUGUUCCUCACUGUGAUGAGCAGGGCAACUUCAGGCCCCUACAGUGCCACAGCAGUACAGGCCAGUGUUGGUGUGUGGAUGCAUGGGGAAGGGAAAUUCCUGGAAGCAGAACACACCCUGGAAAUAAUCCACCACAGUGUGGACCCCCAGAACUCAAUGAAAGACCAAAGACUGUUUGUGAACAGCACCGAGAGAGACUGCAAGCAGAGCUGAACCUGCAUGGAUCUCAACCUAUUGUUGGACUCUAUAUCCCUGAAUGUGAUGAAGAAGGGAACUUCAGGCCUCUGCAAUGUCAUGGCAGCACAGGCUACUGCUGGUGUGUGUAUGAAAAUGGACAGGAAAUUCCUGGGACUAGGACACCACCUGGAAUCAGUCAGCCACACUGUGGGUUGCCAGCAGUCACUGAACGUCCAAAGACUGUUUGUGAACAGCACCGAGAGAGACUGCAAACAGAGCUGAGGCUGCGUGGAUCUCAACCUCUUGUUGGACUCCAUAUCCCUGAAUGUGAUGAUGGUGGGAACUUCAGACCUCUGCAAUGUCACGGCAGCACAGGCUACUGCUGGUGUGUGGAUGAAAGGGGACAGGAAAUUCCUGGGACUAGGACACCACCUGGAACUGGUCAACCACAGUGUAGACAGCCAGCAACCAAUGAACGUCCUAAGACUGCUUGUGAACAGCACCGAGAGAGACUGCAAACAGAGCUGAGGCUGCGUGGAUCUCAACCUCUUGCUGGACUCCAUAUCCCUGAGUGUGAUGGAGAAGGGAACUUCAGACCUCUGCAAUGUCACGGCAGCACAGGCUACUGCUGGUGUGUGUAUGAAAACGGACAGGAAAUUCCUGGGACUAGGACACCACCUGGAACUGGUCAUCCACAGUGUGGACAGCCAGCAACCAAUGAACGUCCAAAGACUGCUUGUGAACUGCACCGAGAGAGACUGCAAACAGAGCUGAACCUGCAUGGAUCUGAACCUCUUGUUGGACUCCAUAUCCCUGAGUGCGAUGAAGAAGGGAACUUCAGACCUCUGCAAUGUCACAGCAGCACAGGCUACUGCUGGUGUGUGUAUGAAAACGGACAGGAAAUUCCUGGGACUAGGACAUCACCUGGAACUGGUCAACCACAGUGUGGACAGCCAGCAACCAAUGAACGUUCAAAGACUGCUUGUGAACAGCACCGAGAGAGAUUGCAAACAGAGCUGAGCCUGCGUGGAUCUCAAUCUCUUGUUGGAAUCCAUAUCCCUGAGUGUGAUGAAGAAGGGAACUUCAGGCCCCUGCAAUGUCACGGCAGUACAGGCUACUGCUGGUGUGUGUAUGAAAACGGACAGGAAAUUCCUGGGACUAGGACAUCACCUGGAACUGGUCAACCUCGCUGUGGGCUGCCAGCAACCAAUGAACAUCCAAAGACUGCUUGUGAACAGCACCGAGAGAGACUGCAAGCAGAGCUGAACCUGCGUGGAUCUCAACCUCUUGUUGGACUCCAUAUCCCUGAGUGUGAUGAAGAAGGGAACUUCAGGCCUCUGCAAUGUCACGGCAGUACAGGCUACUGCUGGUGUGUGUAUGAAAACGGACAGGAAAUUCCUGGGACUAGGACACCACCUGGAACUGGUCAACCACAGUGUGGACAGCCAGAACCCAUUGAACGUCCAAAGACUGUUUGUGAACAGCACCGAGAGAGACUGCAAACAGAGCUGAGGCUGCGUGGAUCUCAACCUCUUGUUGGACUCCAUAUCCCUGAGUGUGAUGAAGAAGGGAACUUCAGGCCUCUGCAAUGUCACGGCAGCACAGGCUACUGCUGGUGUGUGGAUGAAAGGGGACAGGAAAUUCCUGGGACUAGGACAUCACCUGGAACUGGUCAACCACAGUGUGGACAGCCAGAACACGAUGAACGUCCAAAGACUGUUUGUGAACAGCAUCGAGAGAGACUGCAAACAGAGCUGAGGCUGCGUGGAUCUCAACCACUUGUUGGACUCCAUGUCCCUGAGUGUGAUGAAGGUGGGAACUUCAGGCCUCUGCAGUGUCACAGCAGCACAGGCUACUGCUGGUGUGUGGAUGAAAGGGGACAGGAAAUUUCUGGGACUAGAACACCACCUGGAACUGGUCAACCACAGUGUGGACAGCCAGAACAUAUUGAACGUCCAAAGACUGCUUGUGAACAGAACCGAGAGAGACUGCAAACAGAGCUGAGGCUGCGUGGAUCUCAACCUCAUGUUGGAUUCCAUAUCCCUGAGUGUGAUGGAGAAGGGAACUUCAGACCUCUGCAAUGUCAUGGCAGUACAGGCUACUGCUGGUGUGUGGAUGAAAGGGGACAGGAAAUUUCUGGGACUAGGACACCACCUGGAACUGGUCAACCACAGUGCAGACAGCCAGAACAUGUUGAACGACCUAAGACUGUUUGUGAACAGCAUCGAGAGAGACUGCAAGCAGAGCUGAACCUGCAUGGAUCUGAACCUCUUGUUGGACUCCAUAUCCCUGAGUGCGAUGAAGAAGGGAACUUCAGGCCUCUGCAAUGUCACGGCAGCACAGGCUACUGCUGGUGUGUGUAUGAAAAUGGGCAGGAAAUUCCUGGGAGUAGGACACCACCUGGAACUGGUCAACCACAGUGUGAACAGCCAGAACACAUUGAACGUCCAAAGACUGUUUGUGAACAGCAUCGAGAGAGACUGCAAGCAGAGCUGAACCUGCAUGGAUCUGAACCUCUUGUUGGACUCCAUAUCCCUGAGUGUGAUGAAAGUGGGAACUUCAGGCCUCUGCAGUGUCACGGCAGUACAGGCUACUGCUGGUGUGUGGAUGGAAGGGGACAGGAAAUUUCUGGGACUAGGACAUCACCUGGAACUGGUCAACCACAGUGUGGACAGCCAGAACACGUUGAACGACCUAAGACUGUUUGUGAACAGCACCGAGAGAGACUGCAAACAGAGCUGAGGCUGCGUGGAUCUCAACCUCUUGUUGGACUCCAUAUCCCUGAAUGUGAUGAAGGUGGGAACUUCAGGCCUCUGCAAUGUCAUGGCAGUUCAGGCUACUGCUGGUGUGUGGAUGAAAGGGGACAGGAAAUUCCUGGUACCAGGACAUCACCUGGAACUGGUCAACCACAGUGUGGACAGCCAGAACACAUUGAACGUCCAAAGACUGCCUGUGAACAGCACAGAGAGAGACUGCAAGCAGAGCUGAGGCCGCAUGGAUCUGAACCUCUUGCUGGACUCUAUAUCCCUGAGUGCGAUGAAGAAGGGAACUACAGGCCUCUGCAAUGUCAUGGCAGUACAGGCUACUGUUGGUGUGUGGAUGAAAGGGGACAGGAAAUUCCUGGGACUAGUACACCACCUGGAACUGGACAGCCACAAUGUGGACAGCCAGAACACAUUGAACGUCCAAAGACUGCUUGUGAACAGAACCGAGAGAGACUGCAAACAGAGCUGAGGCUGCGUGGAUCUCAAGCUCUUGUUGGGCACCAUGUCCCUGAGUGUGAUGGAGAAGGGAACUUCAGACCACUGCAAUGUCACGGCAGUACAGGCUACUGCUGGUGUAUGGAUGAAAGGGGGCAGGAAAUUCCUGGGACUAGGACACCACCUGGAACUGGUCGACUACAGUGUGGACAGCCAGAACCCAUUGAACGACCAAAGACUGCUUGUGAACAGCACCGAGAGAGACUGCAAACAGAGCUGAGGCUGCGUGGAUCUCAACCUCUUGUUGGAGCCUAUAUCCCUGAAUGUGAUGAAGGUGGGAACUUCAGGCCUCUGCAAUGUCAUGGCAGUACAGGCUACUGCUGGUGUGUGGAUGAAAGGGGACAGGAAAUUUCUGGGACUAGGACACCACCUGGAACUGGUCGACCACAGUGUGGACAGUCAGCAACCAAUGAAAGACCAAAGACUGUUUGUGAACAGCACCGAGAGAGACUGGAAGCAGAGCUGAGGCCACAUGGAUCUGAACCUAUUGUAGGACUCUAUAUCCCUGAGUGUGAUGAAGAAGGGAACUUUAGGCCUCUGCAAUGUCACAGCAGCACAGGCUACUGCUGGUGUGUGGAUGAAAGGGGACAGGAAAUUUCUGGGACUAGGACACCACCUGGAACUGGUCAACCUCGCUGUGGACUGCCAGCAACCAAUGAAAGACCAAAGACUGUUUGUGAACAGCACCGAGAGAGACUGCAAGCAGAGCUGAACCUGCAUGGAUCUGAACCUCUUGUUGGACUUCAUAUCCCUGAAUGUGAUGAAAGUGGGAACUUCAGGCCUCUGCAGUGUCACAGCGGUUCAGGCUACUGCUGGUGUGUGGAUGAAAGGGGACAGGAAAUUUCUGGGACUAGGACACCACCUGGAACUGGUCAACCUCGCUGUGGACUGCCAGCACGAACUGAAUAUCCAAAAACUGCUUGUGUGGAGCAGCGAGAUCAAAUACAAGCAGAGCUCAAUAUGCAUAGCGCUCGACCUGCUUUCGGAGUACAUAUUCCUCAGUGUGAUGCAGAAGGGAAUUUCAGGCAUCUGCAGUGCCACAGCAGUACAGGCCACUGUUGGUGUGUGGAUGAAUUAGGCCAGGAAAUUUCUGGAACCAGGACACUCCCUGGAAACGAUCAACCACAGUGUGGGCUGCAAGGUGGAGGUUCUCAAAAUGAAGCAUCCACGCAGCGACAACCGACCGUAUGUGAACGUUGGAGACUGAGCCUUCUGGAACAUUAUGGUGGCAGACCAACUGAUGAUCAAUAUAUUCCUGAGUGUAAUGAGUUUGGGAAUUUUAGCCCCUUGCAAUGCCAUGGAAACAGCGGUUACUGUUGGUGUGUGGAUAAAGACGGUCGAGAAAUUCAGGGAACUAGAACUGAACCUGGCAGUCCACCAGCAUGUAUACCAACUGUUGCACCUCCUAUUAUACAGCCUUCUCCAGCGCCUGUUGUGACUCCACCACGCACGGGUACCUUCCUUUUAUAUGCUCAGGGACAGCACAUUGGGUACCUGCCCCUGAAUGGUACUCAGCUAAACAAAGAGGGAGCCAAGAGCCUGUUAGCUCUUCAUGGUUCAAUUGUUAUUGGCAUUGAUUAUGACUGCAGGGACAAGAUGGUUUACUGGACUGAUGUUUCUGGCCGAACUAUUAAUCGAGUUAGUUUGGAACCAGGUGCUGAGCCAGAAAUUAUUAUUAAUUCGGACCUGAUUAGUCCUGAAGGAUUAACCAUAGACUACCUCCAUAGAAACAUGUUUUGGACUGACAGUGGAUUGGAUAAAAUAGAAGUUGCCAAAAUGGAUGGAUCUGAACGGAAAGUUCUUGUUGAUACUGAUCUGGUAAAUCCCAGAGGAAUAGCAGUGGACUCUCGAAAUGGCAACCUUUACUGGACAGAUUGGAAUCGUGAAGCUCCUAAAAUUGAGACUUCUCGUGUAGAUGGAACAAACAGAAGGGUGUUAGUUAAAAACGACAUUGGACUGCCCAAUGGGCUGACUUUUGACCCAUUUUCCUCACAACUGUGCUGGGCUGAUGCAGGAACCAAAGACCUGGAGUGCAUAUUUUCAGAUGGUACAGGAAGGCAUGUAGUGCAGCGUGGUCUAAACUAUCCCUUUAGUAUUGUUGCCUACUCGGAUCACUUCUAUUACACAGACUGGAGAAGAGAUGGAAUUAUAGUUGUAACCAAAGAUAGCAACCAGAUUACUGAUGAGUACCUACCUGAUCAGCGAUCACAUCUGUAUGGAAUAACUGUGGCUUACCCUCGUUGUCCACAUGGAAGAAAAUAAUGACUCUGCUGGUAAUGACAACUAUGUUUCAACUAAUACAAAUGGAGGAAAAGCAGGUCUCUAUUUGGAGCAGAAUGCUGCACAGAUUGGUGUGUACUUCUCCCCCAUUGUUAGUAGGGAACUAAACUGAAAAUGUGUUACAUAGCAACUACAUUUUUUAUAAGAGCUUUCAUACCUCAUGACUUAAAGGAAAACACUACUGUGCUGCCUUUUGAUUGGCAUAUUUGAGACAAUGACUGACUGGUACGAAUGCAAGCCUACCUGACCACUCAUUCUGAAGUUUACGAACACAAGCUUAAACAGUAGCUCUAUGCUGGAUAUAUAACAGAAGUGUGCAAUGCAAUGGAGCACAAGCAAACCUACAAACACUUCAGAGAUGUGGUAAUUUUUUCUAAAGGUUGUCAAAAAGAUUUCAAUUUCCUUUCCCACCAUCCAGAAUUUACCGCAGUCUGUAGUAAUCUUCAGUCAGCUUCAAAUAACUGCAAUCAUGAUUUUUAGAAGUUCUACAUCUUGAAUCUGCACCUAAAACUUUGCAAGAUUUAGUAUUCAGCCAGAUGUUAUAAUUGUUACCUUUGUCAAGAUACAUAUAUAGAUGAAUCAGAUAUAUGAAUGUGACAGUUUGACAAAGCAUCUAAUUAGUUCCUGUUUCAAAUGGAGAUUUCUCUUUAAUUGAAACUGCUUUAACCACAAAGCAAUAUUAAAAAUUGAGCCAAAGUUUGGUACAUCAGACGAUUUAAUCUGGAACAAACCAUAGUAAUACCGGUUUUAAUUUGUGAAAUGCCUGUGUAUCAUAUUAGUGAAGUAGCAAUUGCUGAGUGUCAUUUAUGACCAGCCUGACAUAUUCUGGAUGUAUGAGAUGAACACUACAGACAAAACCCAAAAUGUCAGGUGGUCAUCUUUGACCAUUGCAGGCAAUGAAUAAUGCUUAUAGUAGAUCACAUUAUACUCGGGCUAUUUAUUUUCAAAAGCAUUAAAAAUUGUCAAACUAUUUUAAAGGUAAUGAUUCAAAUUUAAGAAAUCGCUUUAUCAUGAAUAUUUUAAAAGAAUAUUUAAGAAUUAGGCAUAUUUUUCCCUUGAAGUUGGCUUCAGUUUUCAAAGAGUUGAAAAGAACUGGACUGAAUCUGCAGCGUGUUCCUGAUCUUUAUGGCGGACUCCGACACAGAUGCAUUUACACAUUGACACACUAUGGUACCAUUAUUUUUUCCUAGAUACAGGUUGUAGUUUUUAAUUGGCCUAUUUAACAAAUGAAGCAACAGCAAAGUUAACUUUUUUGGCAAUUAAUUGAUUCAGUGCUGAUGAUGUCACAAAUUUUAGUGGUUUUGCAAUAUGUAAUCUAUUCUGUAUUCCUGUCAUUAGAAAGUAUUGAUUUACAUAAAAGGUACCCAGCAACUCUUGAGAUGAGUAGGGUAUCAUGUUAUUAUAACUGACCAUAAGGGCUGUAACCCUUUCCUGAAGUCCUUAAUCCUCAGUCCACAAACUGGACUUGGACAAGCAGCAUUUUCAACCUUUACUUCUCAAAAGGACCUGGGCAGCAAAAACAGACAAAAGAUAGAGGGGCAGGAAGAAAAGCAUCUGGAUAAUCAACUUGUUUUUCCUCAUCAAGGUACAGAAGGCUCAUAACUGAGGUUAGGAAAUUAUCAAAAUACUUUGCAACAGGCAUUCAACCUUUGUUACAGAUUGAGAAGAGUAGGGGUAGAAAAUAAUACACCAAUUUAAUACUCAAUGUUAAUUUUAAAAUAUGAAUUAUUGAUCAUUCAAAUCCUGCUAAAACAUCCUAGUAGAAAAAAAGCUUGAAAGAAGUUGAAGUUUAAUUAUUCGUAUCUAAAGGGAAAGCACAGAGUUCAGUUUAAUCCAGGCAUUCUUCAGACUUCAUAAUGUGCAACUGAUUCUCAUUAAAUGCAAUUCAGAAUUUUAGAUUCUACGUUUUACCACAAAGAUAUUCUAUUGAGUAAUCACAUAUUAAAAAACCUGGAUUAUGUAGUCAUCGGCAAGAAUAGUGCUCACCAUUCAUUAUGCUUAAGAGUUUUAGUGAGCUUUUGAGCAGCAACUUAGGGUUGUAGACAGUGAAAUCGGUACCGCAUUCUCCCCAGGGGAUCUAAUACUUGAGAGAGCGGGACAAGCAACAGCCUGCCUCUUCAACUGCAUUGAGAAAUCCUUACUGAGGUGUGCAAUGCCUAAACCAGGAAGUGCAAGUUAGAAUAUUAAAUUCACACAAAUUUUUGGGUGUACCUAUUGGGUAAGCACCACAACUUCACACCUUUCACAUGUUUCAUUACAAUCUCUCAGCGAGAUGCCGGUGUUGCAAAGCUUGUAGAGGAGCAAGGCAAAUCAGAAAGGAAUUUCCUGAUUUCUAUACUUUACUGUGUAUGCGCAGAUAAUGGGAGUUGCUCUCCCAUUUACUCUUUAAUAUCAGUGAGUGGUGAUAGCCUCAGUGUUAUAUUGAGCCAAGAUUUUGUGGUAAUAAAUGUUGAGGAGAAAAUAUAUUGUCUCAGUAGCUCUUAAAUACCUUAGUUAUGUUUUAAAAUUGUUAAAGUAGCUUCACAGUAGACAUUGUGUGUGCAAAAUCUGAGUGAUAUGCACUAUUGAUUUAUAUUAGUUACACAAAAUGUUUACUCCCAGUCUAACUCUAACUAAUAUUCUUGAAGCAUUGCAAAAGAUGACAAAAAUUGAGAAGACAUGCAAAUAUUUCACUAGGAUAAUAUGUCACUUUAGUGUGAACAAAAACUGGCAGACAGGUUGAAGGAAAAUUAAUUUGAACCCUUCAAUUAUUUCAUUAAUUCAUCCACAGUUCAGAUUUUGCUAUUCUAUCAUGCCUUCCAACACUAAGCUACACUUUUUAAAAAUAAUCCUGUUUUUGUUUCUAAACUGCUUCUCCAGGUGGGGACAGCACUAUAAACCCACUUCCAACUGGUUCAAUGUGGGAUUCUCUACUGGUUAUCAUAGAAAAUAAUAUAAAUUAUUCAGCUUUUCUAGUUAUACUAUUCACUGAAAAAAGUUAAGAAAUACUUUGAUCAGCACAAGUUCUCAUGGUUUUAUGUAUCAAUAAACAUUUAAUAAAGGAACACACUCAAACAUUUUCGUAUUUGUUUCAUUUUACAGCAUACAUUUUAGUGUUGUUCCAUGCAAGUUUUUUUUCUUGCAAGACGUAAACUAUAAUUUUAACACAACCUGAACAGUUUAAUUUUGUACUUUUUCAAUGUUUUAUUGAAAAGCAUAUACAUCACUUGGAAUGCGUGUAACUAGACAAUAUUCUUGUAACCACACUGUUGUAACUUCAUUCCAAUUUAACAAUAAACUCAAAAAACAAA